GUACAUGGUAAAAAUUCUCAUCUAGUUAAACUCAGUAAAUUAAAAAGACUGCCUCCCACCCAUAGUCUGGCAUAGCGAGUUCUAUGGACGUGCGUUUUCCUAAGAAUUCAUUACGCGAAAGUCCAAGUGCAAACAGAAACAACGAAUUUCACCGUAUGAUUUCGGAUUCUCGUAACAAAACGGAAUUUCUUAUUGGUGUGGGUGGCACAGUGUAUAAGUGUGCGUGGUGUGGUGCGUAAAAAAAGCGAGAGGCGCGUGCAUUACAAUUAAUGCACAAACAAUAAAAAGUCAUCCAAAUAGGGAGGGGGGUGGCCGUGGCUGUCUUUGUCGUCGUCGUGGAAGUGGGAAGAGAGCAGCAGCAACAACAACAAAACGCUGAGAUUUGUUCCGUUCACCCCCCAAAGCAGCCUCCCCCGCGCCUGACCACUAACUGUUGUUUGUGUGCCAGGGGUGUUUUUGGGGCAUUGAUAUUUCCGCGUUCACAAUAGAAAAUCAAGAAUACGGUUAUACUAUGAACAAGUGGAACGACUAAACAGACAACAGCAACAAAAAUCGAAUAGUUGCGUGCGAGGCCGCGGCCAGAACCAAUCCAAGGACUGGGCUGGCCAGGACGCACACACACACUCACACUCACACUCAGCCAUUUUGACACCGACAUAAAUGGAUGUCCUGGAACUGUUGCGUGUGAGUGGUUCAAACAUGUACUACAGCACAUUCUUAGCGGAUGCCUGGUGCUACUACAUCUCCAAUCAAAUAACAAUGACGAUGUACCUGUACUGCGCCCUUGGCGUGCUCAGCAUGCUGUUCAUCGGCUGGUUCGUGUACUUCAAGCGCCUGGCACGACUACGGCUGCGCCACGAGAUCGCCCGCUCGCUGAGCGCGGUGACCAUGGCCUCGGGCGGGGAUCUGCGCGGCCCGCGCUUUCGCAAGCGCGACAAGAUGCUCUUCUACGGUAGACGCAUGCUGCGCAAGAUGAAGAACGUCAGCGGGCAGAUGUACAGCAGCGGCAAGGGCUACAAGCGGCGGGCGGUGAUUCGGUUCGCCCGCCGCAUCCUUCAGCUGCGUCGCGAAAACAUGCCGCUGGAGGUGCGCACCGUUGAGCCGCCGGCGGAGUACCUGGAGGAGACCAUGGAGGGCAGCGAUCGAGUGCCCCCCGACGCCCUCUACAUGCUGCAGAGCAUCCGAAUCUUUGGGCACUUCGAGAAGCCCAUCUUCCUGCGGUUGUGCAAGCACACCCAGCUGCUGGAGCUGAUGGGCGGCGACUAUCUGUUCAAGAUCACCGACCCGGACGACAGUGUCUACAUCGUGCAAUCGGGCAUGAUCAAUGUCUACAUCUCGAAUGCGGACGGCAGCACGCUCUCCCUGAAGACGGUGCGCAAGGGCGAGUCGGUGACCUCGCUGCUCAGCUUCAUCGAUGUGCUGUCCGGCAAUCCCAGCUACUACAAGACGGUGACGGCCAAGGCCAUAGAAAAAUCGGUGGUCAUUCGACUGCCCAUGGCGGCCUUCCAGGAGGUGUUCAAGGACAGUCCGGAUGUGAUGAUCCGUGUUAUUCAGGUGAUAAUGAUACGACUGCAGCGCGUUCUGUUUACGGCACUGCGCAACUACCUCGGCCUCAAUGCAGAGCUCGUUCAGAAUCACAUGCGUUUCAAGGGCAGCAGUCAGGGGGCCGGGCCUUCCGUCUAUUGCUCGCAGACAACGCGACAGGCCACUGGCUCAGCAUCGGCUACGGCAACGGCAGCGGCAGCCAGCGGUACAGCCGGUUCAACACACACGGCGGUACCAAGGCCAGCCAGCUCCCUGUCGCGUUACUCACAGGACGAGCAGCACACGCUGUCCGAUCCGAAUCCUGGCAUUCCGAACCUAGAGCUGAGCGGGGACAGUGUGAACACACUAUUCGGCGAGGUGAAUGGCGGCGCUAGGCUCAAUAGCUAUCCACCGUUGUACCACCAGCGCGAAUCCGACGGUAAUCUGUCCACUCGUCGCGGCUCCAUAACGCAACAGGAGCAGCCCGAGGUCGGGCCAGUGCCGUCGAUAGACAUGCGACUGGUCAAGUCUUCGGCGGUGGACAGUCUACGCAAGGAGCUGGGUCUGCCCGAACAGGAUGCCCACAUCAUUGAUCCGUUCGUGGAGGUGCGCGAAAUGGAGCCGAAUGUGACCCUCAUCACCGAGGGCAAUGCGGACGAUGUGUGCGUGUGGUUUGUGAUGACCGGUACACUGGCCGUGUACCAGGGCAAUGCGGAUGCUACGCGCAUCAAGCAGGAUAAAACCGACUUGCUCAUCCACUAUGUACACCCCGGAGAGAUAGUCGGUGGCCUGGCCAUGCUUACGGGGGAGGCCAGCGCGUACACCAUUCGCUCGCGGAAUCACAGUCGCGUGGCAUUCAUCAGGCGUGCAGCUAUAUACCAGAUCAUGCGCCAGCGUCCGCGCAUUGUGCUGGACCUUGGCAAUGGGGUAGUGCGGCGUCUGUCGCCGCUGGUACGCCAAUGCGACUAUGCCCUGGACUGGAUCUUCCUGGAGUCCGGCAGGGCCCUGUACCGGCAGGACGAGAGCAGCGACAGCACCUAUAUCGUGCUCAGCGGCCGCAUGCGCUCUGUGAUCACACAUCCCGGUGGCAAGAAGGAGAUCGUUGGCGAGUACGGCAAGGGCGAUCUCGUGGGCAUCGUUGAGAUGAUCACGGAGACGUCACGCACAACCACAGUGAUGGCGGUGCGCGACUCGGAGUUGGCCAAGCUCCCGGAGGGUCUCUUCAAUGCCAUCAAGCUGCGCUACCCGAUUGUGGUGACCAAGCUGAUCAGUUUCCUUAGCCAUCGCUUUCUCGGCUCGAUGCAGACGCGCACGACCACUGGAGCGCCCGGGGCACCCGUCGAGGCCAAUCCCGUCACGCACAAAUACUCCACGGUGGCCCUGGUGCCCAUCACAGACGAUGUGCCCCUGACGCCCUUCACCUACGAGCUCUACCACUCGCUGUGUGCCAUCGGUCCUGUCCUGCGCCUGACCUCGGACUUGGCGCGCAAACAGCUGGGAAUGAACAUAUUCGACGCAUCGAACGAGUACAGGCUGACCUCGUGGCUGGCCCAGCAGGAGGACCGCAACAUUAUAACCCUCUAUCAGUGCGACAAUGCGCUGAGUCCCUGGACCCAGCGUUGUAUGCGUCAGGCGGACGUCGUCCUCAUUGUGGGCCUGGGCGACCACUCGCAUUUGGUGGGGAAGUUUGAGCGCGAGAUCGAUCGUCUGGCAUUGCGCACCCAGAAGGAACUGGUCCUACUCUACCCGGAGACGGCGUCCUCAAAGCCGGCCAACACGCUCAGCUGGCUGAACGCUCGUCCUUGGGUGACCAAGCACCACCAUGUGCUGUGUGUGAAGCGCAUCUUCACGCGCAAAAGCCAAUACCGCAUUAAUGAUCUCUACAGUCGUGUGCUGCUAUCCGAGCCGAAUAUGCAUUCCGAUUUCUCGCGCCUGGCCCGCUGGCUGACGGGCAACUCGAUUGGUCUGGUGUUGGGCGGUGGUGGGGCACGUGGCGCGGCCCAUAUUGGUAUGCUUAAGGCCAUCCAGGAGGCGGGCAUACCCAUCGACAUGGUCGGGGGCGUCAGCAUUGGUGCGUUGAUGGGGGCCCUCUGGUGCUCGGAGCGGAACAUUACCACGGUCACCCAGAAGGCGCGCGAGUGGUCGAAGAAAAUGACCAAAUGGUUCCUACAACUCUUGGAUCUAACCUAUCCCAUCACAUCGAUGUUCUCUGGACGGGAGUUCAACAAGACCAUACAUGAAACCUUCGGGGAUGUGAAUAUCGAGGAUCUGUGGAUACCAUACUUCACCCUGACGACGGAUAUCACCGCCAGCUGCCAUCGCAUCCACACCAACGGUCACCUGUGGCGCUAUUGCCGCGCCAGUAUGUCCAUCGCUGGUGUCUUUCCGCCCUUCUGUGAUUACCGCGACGGCCAUCUUCUACUCGAUGGCUGCUACACGAAUAAUGUGCCAGCUGAUGUGAUGCACAAUCUGGGCGCCGCUCACAUAAUCGCCAUCGAUGUGGGAUCGCAGGACGAUACGGAUCUGACCAACUACGGGGACGACCUAAGCGGCUGGUGGCUGCUCUACAAGAAGUGGAAUCCGUUCACCGCACCCGUGAAGGUGCCCGAUCUGCCGGACAUUCAGUCGCGGCUCGCCUACGUCUCCUGCGUUCGACAACUGGAGGAGGUAAAGAACUCUGAUUACUGCGAAUACAUUCGACCGCCCAUCGACAAGUACAAGACCCUGGCGUUUGGCAGCUUCGACGAGAUCCGCGACGUGGGCUAUGUGUUCGGCAAGAACUACUUUGAGGGCAUGGCCAAGGCGGGUCGGUUGGGCAGGUUCAAUCAGUGGUUCAGCAAGGAGCCGCCCAAGCGGGGCAACCACGCCUCGCUCAACGAGUACACAUUCAUCGAUUUGGCGCAGAUCGUGUGCCGGCUGCCGGAGACCUAUGGCUUGAACCCGUCGGAUCUCUUCAGCGAGGAUGAAGACUGCGAUGGCUACAUAUCGGAACCAACGACACUGAACACGGAUGUCCGGCGCUAUCAGGUACCUCGUGGCGGCAACUCGUUGUCGUUGUCUGAGACUGAAAUGGAUAUGGACUCGGACGUGGAGAUGGAUUUGAAAAUGGAGCGCAAAAUGGACAAGGCUACACAGUCCACACCGCCACUACAGAGCAAAGCACAGAUUCUACGGCGAAAGCAUUCGAAGGAGGAGGCUAGACACGAAUGGGAAAUCAAGCGGGAGCAGAAACAGGAGUUGGCGCGCGAGCAGGAACUGGAGCGAGAAAGGGAACUCAGUCAGAAGGGUACCACUGCGGGGGCCACUGGCUAUACCCCAAACGCAGUCAUCGCCACACAAACCUCGCUGAUAUUCAUGGAUGAAGAGGACGAGAUGGACAAGAAAAAGACUAAAGACAAUGACAGGGAUGAGGUUAGGGGUAGUGCAGAGGAUACGGGAAAGGAAAAGGAGGAGGACAAAGAGAACAGAAGCAACACGAAUAACGAAACCAAAAACUAUCUAUAGACAACUAAUCAAGGCCAUGUCCAAUCAGCAAUCAGCAAUCGCCUUCACAAGCUGGAAACCACCCAAUCAAUCUCCAACGAAACAAACCAACAAAACAAAUCGCUUAGACAAGGAAUUCGUUAACCUCUAGGUUUUAUAGCAACCAAAACUUAGGCUUAGCUUAUCGUACGUACCUCCCCCCUUUCCCCUCCUUCCUCUCCGUUCCGCAUAACCGCAUAAAACAUAACCGUGUCCUAUACCUACUCUAUCCCACGCCUUCCCGUCCGUUCCAUCCACUCCCUAAUCCAAGCCAUUUCAAUGGAGGCGGCACAACAGGUCCACAAUCUUUGUAUAUACAUAUAGAUAUAUAUAUAGCAAUAUUUUAAACUGAGGCAACAGCCCGAUUGUUACCCAAUGCGCGAAGUCACGUAUGAAGCUGAAGCAGGUCCCGAUCCGGAGUCCGAGUCCGAGUCGGAGUCGGAGUCGGCUCCGGAUCCCUGUCAAUUCAAGAUAUUUUCACGAUAGAGCCGCGCACUCACACUUAUUGUCUCUUAUUAUUUUUCUAUAAAAACGUUUACUUGAUAAUAGGCUGUUUGUGAAAUGCAAGCAAAUAAAUAAAACAAAAGUACAAUGCCAAUGCCAUCAACAA
This is a messenger RNA of Drosophila persimilis, 5656 nucleotides long. RefSeq names its product neuropathy target esterase sws (gene sws). Gene Ontology annotation, molecular function: phosphatidylcholine lysophospholipase A1 activity. Bases 661 to 5028 code for a protein of 1455 amino acids. The record is from RefSeq and is a predicted model, not a curated record. The transcript has 11 exons. Gene Ontology annotation, cellular component: endoplasmic reticulum. Gene Ontology annotation, biological process: phosphatidylcholine metabolic process. Lineage: Eukaryota; Metazoa; Arthropoda; Insecta; Diptera; Drosophilidae.